AAAAGCGAAGUGAAGACGCGCAACGUGACAGCCACAGCCUACAUUCUCGGAACACUAGAGAAGGAAGAAUUCGGUUCUGGUUGUCUACUACCUCAGCCAGAGUACGGCGAUCAUCAGGAGUUUCGAAUAAUUAAAAAUGCCACUUCACACACACAUAGUGAAAAUAACGCAACCGUGUGUACCAUAGUCACCUGGACUGUCGAUGACGCCAGUGCGCGAAGUCUUCUCGGAUACGUUCUCGAAAUAACCCAAUCGACUGCCAACACUUGUCGCCUUAUUUGGAUUCCUUGUGUGGACUGUUUUCCACACCAUAGUUUGGUAAGACUUGCACCUCUUUCCUCUCCCUCCCAACCCCUCCUCCCUCUCUACCUACCCACCUCCCUCCAUCCAUCCUUCCUUCCUUCCAUCCCUCCUGCUGCUACCGUUUGCCGAUGGUCACCGCAAAUGCCACAAGGUGGCAUGAUGUCCACCAUCUUUCAGCGUCAGUCACCACACCAUUAG
This is a messenger RNA of Hydatigera taeniaeformis, 501 nucleotides long. The record is from the annotation of a GenBank genome assembly. NCBI's taxonomy places the organism in Eukaryota, Metazoa, Platyhelminthes, Cestoda, Cyclophyllidea, Taeniidae.